AUGUCUGCUAGCAGUUUCUACGGCUCUGGGGGUCCCCCAGACUCCAGCUCCAACAGAGAGAACAACAGAGAGAACAACAACCAAAACUACAACCAAAACCAAAACCAAAACCAACCCCCAGCUGAGGGCGAGGAAGGCGAAAGGGGCUUUCUUGCCACUGUUGUCGGUGGUGCCGCUGGUGCCUAUGGUGGAGGUAAGAUAUCAGGCAGCCACAGCACUCUAGGUAAAAUAGGUGGUGCCAUCGCUGGAAGUUUCUUUGCCAACAAGAUCGAAGACAAAUGGGAAGAAUACUCUCAAAACAAAAACCAAAAGAAGCAAGACCAACAACAACAACACCACCAUCAAGACCAAUAUGGUGGUGGUUAUGGUGGUCCUCCCCAAGGUCCUCCAGGUGGUUAUGGUGGUCCUGGUGGCUACGGAGGUUAUGGUGGUCCUCCAGGUCCUCCAGGCUAUAGUGGUUACUCUAACCAAGGUCCUGGUCGUUGGAAUUAA
This is a messenger RNA of Ascoidea rubescens DSM 1968, 492 nucleotides long. RefSeq lists its product as uncharacterized. The coding region runs from base 1 to 492 and encodes 163 amino acids. The transcript has a single exon. Gene Ontology annotation, cellular component: outer membrane. Lineage: Eukaryota; Fungi; Ascomycota; Saccharomycetes; Ascoideales; Ascoideaceae. The record is from RefSeq and is a predicted model, not a curated record.